This is a messenger RNA of Xenia sp. Carnegie-2017, 1847 nucleotides long. RefSeq names its product meteorin-like protein. The transcript is spliced from 3 exons. Bases 192 to 1034 code for a protein of 280 amino acids. The record is from RefSeq and is a predicted model, not a curated record. Lineage: Eukaryota; Metazoa; Cnidaria; Anthozoa; Malacalcyonacea; Xeniidae. Gene Ontology annotation, molecular function: hormone activity.
UUAUUCAAAAGUCGUUUACAAUACGUGCACGUUAUUUAACCAUGCUUGACAACUCUGUUUAAUUGUUUAGCAGCCGAAUAUUUAAUCCAAACUAUUGCUUUUCAAGUACGAGAGAUUGAUCUCGAGACCUAAAGAGUUUGCUGUUUUUCGUGGUUCGUCGUGGCUCUUCGUCGCUUCUCUUUCAUUCUAAUAUGAUUGCAAUUCUCAUAUGGAGUUUAUUACAUGUUGCGUUGGCUCUUAAAGACACACAAACAAAUAUUAUUCAAGGUUUAUGCGAAUGGACAGUUAGCUCCGAUGGAGCACGAACAGCUAGUGUCCACGUUGUUCGUGUUUAUGGCUGUGCUCAUGGCCGUGUGACCUGGGAACGACCUCAUGGGGGACUGGAAAUAACAUUUAAGAGUGUUGUCCCAGUAAAGACGCGAGGAAAGUACAAAGUUUGUGUCACUACAUCAAAGAAGAAUUUUAAUAUUUUCUCACGAAGUAAAGACAAAUUGCAACUGUUAGAGGGAGAAACGAAUAAAACGACUUUGGAGCGUUGUGUGAGCUCUCACGGCAGAAUAAAUACACUCUACACGGAGGCUCCAGAGAGUGGAGAUUCACAGAGCGUUGUUUUUCAAUAUCGUACGACAUUUCUUGGUGUUGGACACGGAGCACUCAAACAGAGGGAAUGUAGGUUAUGUUCUAAGAAAGAGCUAAUUAGAAGUUUCUGUGAAGAUGACUUUGCUGUUCACGGUCAUGUCAAGUUGGUUUACCCAAUAGGCGGUAGUGAAGAUAGAGGCGAAGCGUUGGUUGUAGCGGACAAAGUAUUUCAUCAAACAGCGAAUAUUUUUCAACAUUCCACGAACGCUGACGAAAUUCAAGGAUACGUAAACUUUCCUUUGUAUUGUCGAUGGAAGAAAGUAGUUUCAGGUGGUUUCCUUUUCACAGGUUUAAUCGAUGGGAAACUUGGAGCCGUUGUAAAAUGUCGUGUUAAGUCUGCGCUUUUGAAAAAUUUUAAUCACAGGACAAUUUGCAAUGACAGUACAACAACUUGAAGACAUUGCCACAGAAAACAUACUAAACUUUUAUUGAAGACGUAGUUUGUUAUCAGAUUUUUUCUCCUUGCGAGGAGAGGAAGGUUUAAAUCACUUUAAGUUUGAACUUGUGUUGAGUGGAGACAUAGACAGCCUUGACGUUGACAUUCUUGCAGGGGUGGGUGGAUGUCUCUACCUGUGGGAGACAUGAAAAACACUCUGAACAUUUGUUGUAAUGUGGACGUUGACAGUCUUGCAGGGGGGUGGCUGUAAAUAGGGAGACAUGAAAACCACUUUGAACUUGUGUUGAGUGGAGACAUAGACAGCUUUGACGUUGAGAGUCUUGCAGGGGGGGUUGGCUCUACCUGUGGGAGACAUGAAAACCACUCUGAACAUUUGUUGUGAGGUGGACGUUGACAGCCUUGCUGGGGGUGGGUGGGUGGCUCUAAAUGGGAGAGACAUAAAAACCACUUUGAACAUGUGUUGAGUGUGGAUGUUGAUAGUCUUGCUGGGGGGGGACUCUAAAUGCCACUUUGAGUUUAUGUUAAGUGUGGACAUAAACUGCCUUGCAGGGGGGUGAUAGGCUCAAGUCAGGGGAGACGUGUUUAAACUAUUACGAGGAAUAUAAAUAGUGUAGAAACAACUAAUAUAAGUGUAGUUAUGAUAACUUGUGCUGUGAUUAUUGUAAUCUCAUUUGACUUAUUUAAUCUUGGUUUAGUUAGGAUAUAUAAACUCACAUUUAAUUAAUAAUGUAUCGAGAAAUCAUUUCUUCAUAUUAUUGUAAAUAAUUAUGAUAAUUUAUUCAUAAUAAUUAUUUCCCUUCUCACUCCAUCA